Messenger RNA from Lachancea meyersii CBS 8951, 471 nucleotides. NCBI's taxonomy places the organism in Eukaryota, Fungi, Ascomycota, Saccharomycetes, Saccharomycetales, Saccharomycetaceae. The record is from the annotation of a GenBank genome assembly.
AUGCAAAAUUUUAUUUUGCACGGGUCGACGGGGCUAGUGGCUAGAUCAAACAAAAACGAGAAGAGCUGUUUCAGAAAUUCUGAUGCGAUAGGGAAGAGAUCGUUCAGAAAAAAAAGACAAAUGCACUGCGCUGUGCUCAUCGCGCCUGCGAUCGUCUUUUGGAUCAGGAAAGACCUGCAAAACGUCUCGUUCGUGACGUGUGACGAAUACGACCACUGGGCGACCUGGAUUCCGGAGUUGCCUUGCAGCGUACGUGAGCGUGAAAUCACCAGUUGCGCAUCACGAUGGGCAGUGUCCAUUACAGCAGAUCGUCCGGUUGAGAGUGGCACGAUAUUUUUGGCAUUUCCAACGAUUUGCUUCUUUGGAGAUAUCUCGAACGAACUUAGCGCGUUUAUACCGAAAAAGGUUCAGUAUUCGGGUCGUGCUCCACUACGUGCCGAAAAAGUGCUUAUAAUCCUGCUGGUGUGUUGA